UUAGUUAUUGAAAAGUGCAUGCCGUGGCAAAGGAUCCUUCUCUGAGCUGGAAUUUCACAGAGCCCACACCCACACCCUGCCUCGCUGGCGAUUUUUCCCAACUGCUAGUAAGGCCUUCGCUCUUUUGAACGCCCACACCAACUCCGGGCAAUCUGUUCGUCGUGCCAAGUUGGGCACGACUUGUUCCCGGAAGUGUUUUGCACCUAGAGCAACUACUACUAGGCUGUGAGGGAACGAAGGUCACCUGCUGAAAAGAUCAGAAUGGGAUUCAUCUUUUCAAAGUCUGUCAAUGAAAGCCUAAAGAAUCAGAAGGAAUUCAUGCUUAUGAAUUCUCGACUUCAGCUAGAAAGGCAACUUCUGAUGCAAAAUCAAAUGCGUGAGAGACAGAUGGCCAUGCAGAUUGCGGGCACAAGGGAGUUUCUCAAGUAUUUUGGAUCAUUUUAUGGCCUUACAACGGUGGCCCUAACAAUUGGAGCAAUAAAAAAGAAGAAACCUCAACUCUUUAUUCCAGUUAUACCUCUGAGCUUUAUACUUGCCUUUCAGUACGAUAAGGGGUAUGGAACUUUACUACAAAGAAUGAAAUGUGAAGCUGAGAACAUAAUUGACACAGACUAUGCUGCACUAGAAAUGCCAAAAGGGCCUAUCACUUUUGAUGAUCUUGAAAAAGCCAGAAGAGCACAAAGCAAAUUUUUUAUUGAGAAAUAAAAUAGGUACAAUAUUCACAUAGACAUGUCCUUGUAUAUUGGAUUUCUUAUAAGCCAUACAAUUAUUUGGAUUAUUUAUUUUCCCUAACCUAUCCAUCAUGCAACAUUAACUGAGUUGUGGUAAACCAUUAAUACGUAUUAGCUAUCCUGAGAAAGUAAGUCACUCAAAGUUUCUAUGAAUUCUGAGUACAUACGAUACAGGUAGUUCUCAAUUAUGACCAGAAUUGAGGCCAACAUUUCUCUAAGUGAGACAUUGUUAAGUGAAUUUUGUCCUAUUUUAUAACCUUUCUUGCCACAGUUGUUAAGUGAAUCACUGCAAUUAGUAGCAGAGUUGUUAAGUAAGCCUGGCUUCCCCAUUGUGAUGACCCAGGGUGUGGCACAAAGGCAAUACAGUCAAAUAAUAAGUAAGAGUCCC
This is a messenger RNA of Pseudonaja textilis, 1119 nucleotides long. NCBI's taxonomy places the organism in Eukaryota, Metazoa, Chordata, Lepidosauria, Squamata, Elapidae. The record is from RefSeq and is a predicted model, not a curated record.